This is a messenger RNA of Drosophila busckii, 455 nucleotides long. Its product is annotated as complex III assembly factor LYRM7. The record is from RefSeq and is a predicted model, not a curated record. Gene Ontology annotation, biological process: mitochondrial respiratory chain complex III assembly. The transcript has 4 exons. Bases 27 to 440 code for a protein of 137 amino acids. NCBI's taxonomy places the organism in Eukaryota, Metazoa, Arthropoda, Insecta, Diptera, Drosophilidae.
AGCUGUUGCUGUUUAGUGUUAAAAUUAUGUCUCAACAUUUACGGCGGCAGGCGCUAAGUGCGUUUAAGAAACUGCAUCGCACACGGCAGUAUGUUUUCCAAGGCGAUGAAACAGCGCUGAUUGCUGGCCGUCAAAAAAUCAACGAAUCUUUUCAACAAAAUCGCAAUGAAACUAACCAGGAGGAGAUCCAAAAGAUGAUACAACUCGCCAAUGACUGCGAGCAUGAAUUGCGCACGAAUGUUAUACAAGCCAAAAAGCGCGAGGACGACGUUUAUGAGCUACGUAUAACGCCUGACAUUACGCGUCUGGACAAUGUUGUCUUCAAUCCAGAUGCGAUCAUUGAGAAACCACGGAGAAGGCGUGGAGAUAAGAACACUGGCUGUUGCGGCGGCGCGGCAAUGGAAGCUCUAGAAAAGGAAAUCAAUACGCGAAAGCAGUAAAAAUAUGUAUUUUAG